CACUCGCUCCCGUGAGAGAGAGCGACUGCAGCGGCGACGGCGAGACGCGCCCGCACAUGAGGUCACGGCGGCGCGAGGCACGCCGGACAUGGCGACGCGGCAACUUCGCUCGCCGGAGCAGCGUGCACAUGGACGUUGUCCCGCGCGCUCCUCCGUCGAGCGUAGCUCCGGUGACGUGACGACGCAGCGGUGGGGCAUUUCGCCGGCGGCUGCCGCCGCAAGCUUUUGGUGGCGGAGGCGACGUCCGAGGCACAGAGGCCAGGCGACGCGCGCGUGCGUGAGCACAGCAGCGGCGGCUGCUACUUCAUUCCACGCGCCAUCCCGAAGGGCGGCAGCGUUCCGGCCAUGGCGUGCGCGCACAGCGGCGGCCGUGCGGACCCCGAAGGCCGGCGUCAUCUGGCUCCUGCUCGAUGGCGGUGGCCGCGGAGGCAUCCUCCAAGUGCAGUAUUUCACCCUUGACGAUUCGUCGGUGCUCGUCAAAUGCACAACAGGACACGUAAAGGUUAACGGCGACGGCAGCAGCUCAAUAUUCUGCAGAGGGAUUGACUAGGGGACCUACAACAUCAUGUUGUUAGAUGACUGGACAGGCGAACUGAACGAGCUCAGCCAGCUGGGAUGCAACGUGCGAGUUGGCCAAUUAGUAGGUUGAGCCGCUCCCAUCGAUAACGAGAUGUUUCCAAUGAGAUAUGAAAUAGGGCUUUGCGACAAUUGUAUGGAGUUGGUCAAUAGCAAAGUUUUUUGGUCAAUUUAUGUUUUCAAUAUAUGGUAUAAAUUUAAGUGUUAAUAGUAGGAAAGAAUAGAAACUUUCUUAGUUUAUACUAUAUAGAUUCCUCACUUAAUAGUUUGUGUUGACUCGCUCCAUUAUUUUGGCAAGCAAGAACAGUGCACUUGAAUUAUGACACAUUUUUUCCUUUUUGAAAUUGCGCUUAUAAUGUGUUUGAUCAGAAAACUAUGCUCAUGUACAUAUACAAUGUCAUACAAAUGGUUCAUGAGGUCAUCAGGUAUGGAAUGCUCGACCAAUAUAUGUUUGUUUUUUGCAUUAUUUCCUGAUUCUCUUGCAGUGCUAUUCAACAACCUAUCUUCCUGACGGGUUCGCUGUCAUAACAUGUCGAGGUGGCCAGGGGUGCGCUUAUAGGGGUGAGGAGAUAUUUCCUCCUACUCGAUCGUUUAUGUAAAGGCCAAAGUUGAAGAGAUAUUUAGUCUAGACUAUGUAUAGCUUCUGUACCUAUGUACGUAUAUGGUACAUAUUGUAACACAACCAUUAUAUAUAAUGAGAUAAGCCACCCCUAGAGGGUUG
This is a messenger RNA of Triticum dicoccoides, 1297 nucleotides long. RefSeq lists its product as uncharacterized. Lineage: Eukaryota; Viridiplantae; Streptophyta; Magnoliopsida; Poales; Poaceae. The transcript has 2 exons. The coding region runs from base 89 to 550 and encodes 153 amino acids. The record is from RefSeq and is a predicted model, not a curated record.